Messenger RNA from Ilex paraguariensis (yerba mate), 1693 nucleotides. The record is from the annotation of a GenBank genome assembly. NCBI's taxonomy places the organism in Eukaryota, Viridiplantae, Streptophyta, Magnoliopsida, Aquifoliales, Aquifoliaceae.
CUUCUUUCUGAGCAAAGCUCAUUUUUUCCUAAAAUUUUUCUCUUUUCGCUCGUCCCAAAGGUCCUUGUUCUCUAGCUGAAUAACGUCAGCUUUUUCUUUCGAAAAUCCACAGUUUUGCGGACGAUCGGAAUUUCUGGUCUGAAAAAUCAAGACCUGCUCCAAAUGGGCGCUUCUGGGAAAUGGGUAAAAGCAUUGAUAGGUCUAAAGAAACCAGAUAAAGACGCUAAUGAGAAGGUGGAUGGUAAGAGCAAGAAAUGGAGGCUAUGGAGGAGCUCAUCAGGGGUUCUGGGUGGUUCCAAAUGGAAGGGUUUAAAAGGGAACCUUAGAGGCACUGCUUCAUCAGAGGGGUCUGAUUCUCCAUCAGUGACUAGGGAUGCUUUCACAGCUGCUGUGGCUACUGUUGUUAGAGCUCCGCCCAAAGAUUUCAGGGUUGUGAGGCAAGAAUGGGCUACCAUCAGGAUCCAGACUGCAUUUCGUGGCUUCUUGGCAAGAAGGGCUCUAAGGGCCUUGAAAGGGUUGGUGAGACUUCAAGCUUUAGUUCGAGGUCGACAGGUGAGGAAGCAGGCUGCUGUGACUCUGAGGUGCAUGCAGGCUCUUGUUCGAGUACAAGCCCGGGUAAGAGCUCGACGUGUACGUAUGUCCAUAGAGGGGCAGGCUGUGCAGAAGAUGCUUGAAGAACACCGCAGCAAGGCUGAUCGCUUGAAACAAGCUGAGGAAGGAUGGUGUGAUAGUAGAGGAACACUAGAAGAGGUUAAAACCAAGAUACAAAUGAGGCAAGAGGGAGCCUUCAAGAGAGAAAGAGCACUUGCAUAUUCCCUUGCUCAAAAGCAAUUGAGAUCAAACCCGAGUUUUGACUCCCGAACGAGUGUCUCCUUGUUCUCUCUUAAAAAUCAUGAGUUCGACAAGGGUAGUUGGGGUUGGAGUUGGUUAGAACGUUGGAUGGCAGCAAGACCAUGGGAAAAUAGACUAAUGGAACAGGUCAAAAAUGAUCAUUUGGAAAAAACUCCACCUUCUAAAACCUGUGCUGAUUCUCUGAAGGGUGACCAUUCAAAAUCCUCUGAAUCAAGCUUCGUGAAAACCAGAAGAAACAAUAUCACCACCAGGGUUUCAGUAAAACCUCCUCUAAUGGGGCAAGGAACUCGCUCAUCUUCAAGCCCAAGUUCUGAAUUUCGGUAUGAUGAGAGCACGGCUUCAUCUUCAAUAUGCACAUCUACAACUCCAAUUUCUGGAAACACAUUAUUGGUUUCUGAUAGAACUGAGGAGAGCAAUAACAGUAAGCCGAGCUAUAUGAACCUGACUGAAUCAAUCAAGGCCAAGCAGAGAAAUUUAUCUCCCAGAAUUCAGAGCCAAUCCAUGGAUGAGUUUCAGUUUCUUAAAAAGUCAGGGGCAUAUUCCAGUGGGGAUUCAAAAAAUAGUACUGUUUCUGAUGCUUCUUCAUUCAAUAUAUCUAAGCCGCUUUGCCUCCCCACACGAAUGGAUAAACACUCGAAGAUGCUAGGUGAUAUCGAUUGCUUCUAUGGUUAAAGAGGAAAAGACUCGUCUUCAUCCUGAAGAUCAACACCUUGUUGUCUAUGAAAGAAAUGUAUGUUGAAACAUCAAGACCUGUGGUACUGGAACACCAAGACCUUGUUGAGUUGAUCAUAUUUGAUUCGAGGGUUCUCCAUUUUGUGAAAUAGUAAGUUAUGGUUCUGGA